GCUGUGGUCUAUUUAAAGCGGGUCAUCCAGCCACGGAUGAAAUAGCAGAAGAUCCACAGCCUGGUCUGGAUCUCCAAAGCUCCUCAUCCAGUCCUGAUUUGAUCCAAGCUGCGGCUCCAAGUCUCCUUGCUUUAAACAAGCGGCCCUCUGACAGAACCGGGGCUAUUGAGCUCCUCAUUUUUAUUUUGUACAUUUUAUAUUGAUUAUUAUAUUUUUUCUACACAAAAAUGGGGAGAGACUACUACAAGACGCUGGGGAUCUCCAAAGGAGCAACAGAAGAUGACCUAAAGAAAGCUUACAGAAAACAGGCGCUCAAAUGGCAUCCUGAUAAAAACAAGUCCGCAGCCGCCGAGGAGAAAUUUAAGGAAAUCGCCGAGGCUUAUGAAGUCCUUAGUGAUCCAAAGAAAAGGGAAAUUUAUGAUCAAUACGGAGAAGAAGGUUUGAAAGGAGGAAAUGGACCUGCUCCUGAUGGACAAGGUACCAACUUCACCUACACCUUCCAUGGAGACCCUCAUGCAACUUUUGCCACUUUCUUUGGCGGCUCCAACCCCUUCGAGAUGUUCUUUGGCCGUAAAGCGAACGGCAGAGAUGACGAGGACAUGGAGGUGGACGGAAACGACCCCUUCGGCUCCUUCACCAGCUUUAACCUGAACGGCUUUCCUCGGGAUGGGCACGGAGGGCAGCAGCGCCGGAAACAGGACCCGCCUAUUAUACAUGAACUGAGAGUCACUCUGGAAGAGGUCUUUCAGGGCUGCACCAAGAAAAUGAAAAUAUCACGCAAAAGGCUAAAUCCAGACGGAAGGACCAUGAGGACGGAGGAUAAGAUUCUCACCAUUGAGAUCAAGAGGGGCUGGAAAGAGGGAACCAAGAUCACGUUCCCGAGGGAGGGAGACGAGUCACCCAACACCAUUCCUGCCGACAUUGUUUUCGUCAUCAAGGACAAACCUCAUCCUCACUUCAGGAGGGAAGGCUCCAACAUUGUGUAUCCAGUUCGUGUGAGUUUAAGACAGUCAUUGUGCGGAUGCUCCGUCACCGUGUCCUCCAUAGACGGGAAGACAUCUCACAUGAAGAUCACUGACGUCAUCAAGCCUGGAAUGAGAAAAAUCGUAGCUGGGCAAGGCCUCCCCUUACCUAAAAACCCUGAACAGAGAGGAGAUCUGGUGGUAGAGUUUGAUGUGAACUUUCCAGAGACGUUGCCUGGGAACGCCAAGGACGUGCUGAAACGACACUUACCCACAUAGGACAAGAGGACUGGGACUCCACGCCGACGGCCUGAUGACAAUUACUUCAAUCAAGAGACACUUUUCCCGCAAGGACAGUUCUGCACAGAUGGACCCCAACUGAUGAAUGUGUGGUGUCUCUUUUAGAGCUAUUUGGUGUUUUCAUAGAUAUCGUGCAUGCUGCCAAGCUGAUACAAGUGCAAGUGAGAGACUGCUUGAGCUCUGACUGUUAUGUGAAACUACACGCUUGUUAUAAGUGGCCCUUUGGUUGGAAAUAGCUGCCAAAAAUCCCAUUCAUGUUGGGAAAACCUUUGUACUGAACAAAACAUUUAGAUUUUUUUUUUCAUGAAUUGAUUAGAGGCCGUUAUAAAAUACAAGUCCUUGAUUGUGAGUUCUAUCAAGUUUUAGAUUCUCAUGCUCAAUUGUGGUGUAAUUUAGUUUGGUUUUAGCUAUUGUUUGGCACAUUUUGGAUCUUUACAUGCAAAACUUGAAUUUAAAAAAAAAAGGGAAGAAGUUUUUACCUAAAUAAUCCUAAGAAUCAUUCUCUUGAAAUAAGCUGUGUAAUAUUAGGAUCGCUUCACAACAUGCUGCUUAUGAAUAUUUAUAGUCUGUGUAGCAAUAUUGCAAAAAAGGCUCAUUUAAAGCCCAUAGAAAUGAAAUUUGUACAUGAAAACGAAUGACAAAAUGGAACCUACUUGUAAUUGAAUCUAUAUUUUGAUAGUCAACUGUGAUUUUUCUGAUGUUGUAAAAUACACAGUUAUUUUUAUUUUGAUGUGCAAAAUUCCAAAUUAAAUAUAU
This is a messenger RNA of Cyprinodon variegatus (sheepshead minnow), 2018 nucleotides long. RefSeq names its product DnaJ heat shock protein family (Hsp40) member B4 (gene dnajb4). Gene Ontology annotation, cellular component: cytosol. Gene Ontology annotation, molecular function: protein-folding chaperone binding. The transcript is spliced from 3 exons. NCBI's taxonomy places the organism in Eukaryota, Metazoa, Chordata, Actinopteri, Cyprinodontiformes, Cyprinodontidae. Bases 228 to 1241 code for a protein of 337 amino acids. The record is from RefSeq and is a predicted model, not a curated record.